Culex pipiens pallens (northern house mosquito) is the source of this 5064-nucleotide messenger RNA. It is a transcript of the gene GATAd, whose product is annotated as putative mediator of RNA polymerase II transcription subunit 26. Gene Ontology annotation, cellular component: nucleus. Gene Ontology annotation, biological process: positive regulation of transcription by RNA polymerase II; negative regulation of transcription by RNA polymerase II; cell fate commitment. The record is from RefSeq and is a predicted model, not a curated record. Gene Ontology annotation, molecular function: DNA-binding transcription factor activity, RNA polymerase II-specific; RNA polymerase II cis-regulatory region sequence-specific DNA binding; zinc ion binding. Lineage: Eukaryota; Metazoa; Arthropoda; Insecta; Diptera; Culicidae. The coding region runs from base 1695 to 4442 and encodes 915 amino acids. The transcript has 10 exons.
CACGCGUGUUCGUUCGUUGUUGCGCCUCUAAACCUUAUUAGUGUAAUAAUCUCUAUUGCGUAUAUGUGUGUUACUCUUUAUGUAUAUCGCCUGUGUGUACGUAGGUCUAGGUGUAUAUAACGUCACAUACAUACGACGUGUAUAAUACUACUUGAACAUAUUGUAUACUAAGUUCUAACUGUUUGGAUAUUAUUAUCAGUUUCCCUUUUGUCCUGUAAUAAUCCUUGCGCCGUGCGUGUAUGCACGGAUGUCGUAAAUAUCGUGACACAACAACACACAACAAUAAACAUUAAACCGUGUGUUUGCUUUUGUUACGUCGUCAACCCCCCCGUUUAUUCUAUUGUUUGUUCAGUGCAUGAACGUGUGUGUGCGUGCGUUUAUCAGUGGCAGUGCUCGAGCGCGCGCGCUCAUUUUUAAUUAAUCGUCAGCGCCAACUAUAAAUAAACAACAACAACAAUACCAACGCAGAGCAAAAGGGCAGAAAUACAAACAAGGGGCACAAAAAAGGCCAAUUUUCCUGAUUUCUGUUCACCGAUUAGUGUGCGCGCGUGAUAGGUCUUGUUCGUUCUUGCCUCCACGAGUGUAAUGGCCUUUGAUGUGCGAAAUAUUGUGCAUUCGGUUCGAAAUUAGUGCAAACAGGGUGCUUAAAACCUACGCGCGCCUACUGUGAGUGUGUUCGUGUGUGAAGCGAUUCAGCUCGGUUGAGGAUUAUUGGAUUUGGAUUAUCCCGAACCUACACCAACAACGACAACAACAACGCCGCAACGCCAACUAAGAAGACCUUUUUAUUGGCGCAGAAGAAAACCGCAAAGCAAAAGAAGUGCGCCUGAAAUCAAUUUUAUUGCCGAUUCCAUCAACCAGAGAACGGACGGACUUUGGGUAGUUUCCGUUCGCCGCACGUUGCAGAAAUCGACGUUUGUUAUUUUUAUCAGCAGUAUCGCCGUCGUCGAGGCAGAAAUAACUGCAGUUGCAGCAAAUGACUUGAAUGUAUAAACAAUCGCCCCGACUUGGAUAAGCCCGGCACACCGCUCGGAGAGUAGUGUGUUCUGAUAAAAGAUAUUCAGUCAGUCCAGUAAACCACACACUCACAGCCAACGAAACGGACUAGAGGAGGUGCUGCUGCCUGCGGAGAAGAAUCUCGUGAAGGAGUUGGUCGAAGAAUCGCCGGCCGUAGAUGUGUGUCGAUGAAGAACUUCCAUCACGCACACACUAGCGCGGACGACGACUGUUCAGCACAAACGAGGGAGAGUGAUACCUUAACAAUUUUAUCAACCAGUUUCGCCGUGUGAUCGCUUCGGUUCGGUUUACUACACACCGGGAUUUAGUUGCUGUUACUAGCGGUAGAAUAGGGGUGCGUGCGUGCAUGUGCGAGUACGGAUCAUCGAUCCAACAAGGAGCAACAGUUGCGUGGGCCCUCCGAUAUCCGUCGACUGAAUGUGUUGCUUAAUGUUGCCCCAAAACGACGCAGAAGUACCCUCGCUUAAGUUUUGGUUCUGUUUGGAAUAAAGUGUGUGAAUAGAGAGCAGUGUUGUUGAACAACCCCCCCUCCAACUCCAGCACGUUGGAAAAGGGUUUCCACGUGUCCUGUAACCAAGUGUGUGUCAGUGUGAAUUUGUGCCUCAACCCUUUUUGUGUUGUUGCGAAAAGGGUUGACCUCGCCGGAACAAACCCAACCCUUCCGCGGAAGACCAACCAUGAAUCGGUCCACGACCAUGUGUAACGUGCCGCCCAAAUUUCACAAGCUGUGCCGGCUCUGUCUGGUCGCCGUCGCCGACUGUGACCUGGCCGAGUCCGCGGUCACCUACGGCCAGCAGCAAACAACAGAGAAGAGCAGCGCUGGGCGCAAAAAGCAGAAUGGUGCCACCGAGGUGGUCGUGAUUGAUCAGAACUCGGCCGCAGCCACCAGUGGUGAAGGAGGUGGUGGUGGCGGUGGUGGGGGCGUCCUAAGUAGUUCCAGCAGCAGCAGCAGCGGAAGUUCCAGCAAUUCUAGCUCGAGCUCCAGCUCCAGCUCGAGCAGCAGCAGUGCUAGCGAUGAUGAAGAUUACGACGAGGACGAUUUCUUCGGCGAAGGCGGAACGGACGGGACGAACCUGGCCAAGCGGAUACGGACGUGUCUAUCGAUCAAGAUAACACCGAAAGAUGGCCUGCCAACGGUGGUGUGUAGUUCCUGCCGCGAACAGCUGGAGACCUGCCACCGGUUCCGACGAGUGGCGCACAAGACGCAAAAGUCACUGCAGAGCUUCCUCAGCUACGCCGCCAAACUGAGCGGAAGUGCACAGGAAAUCCUCUCGCAGUCGUCCGAGAAGCUGGAACACCUGAUCGCCUCCUCACCUGCCUCGCUAGCCGCGAAAGCGUCCGCCGAGCAGGAUGCGAUAGCAGCGUUACAAGCGUUACGCAACAAUAACAAUCAUACAAAGCCAGUUACCUCAGUACUUAGUAAAACGCAUCUCGAGAACCUGCACGCAAAUUCAGUAUCUGUGAUCCCGAUUGAGAGCAUGAAAAUCAGUCACCAACAGCAGCAGCAGCAACAACAGCAACACCAUCAACAGCCGACGAUCAUUCAUCAUCAAACGAUACACCUGCAGCAGCAGCAGCAGCAUCAACCAAAACAGCAACCGUUGAUCCAGGUCAAGAACCUGACCCAGCUCCAGCAGGAACAUCUGGAGACGGCCGCGGUGUUGAUGGACAUUAGCAAAAAAGUGAUAAUCUCGCCGCCCAGCUCGAACCCGCAGUCGCCGAGUUUGAUUGCCGCCGAACAGCAGCAGCAGCAACAGCAAAAGUUGCAACAGCAACACCAUCAACAGCAGCAGCAGCAGCAACAUCAACAGUAUCAAACCAUCAACAACAACAAUCAGUCGCAACUACAAAGUAUUAAAUCUUCUGUGAUAAAGCCGCACGACUUUGCCCAUCAGAACCACCUGAAGCGCUCGCCGAGCAGCGAAGAGAUGGACCUCACGAUGAAGCGCGUCAAGGUGGAGCCGAACAUCCUGUCGCCGACGCUUCCGGCGACCACGCUGGUCAAGAAGAACGUCAUCAAGCGCGAAAACCUGGACGCGAUGGAGUUGGGUGGCGGAACGCUGGUCGAUGAUCAUGCCAGCCAGCACAGUGACAGCGCCGACAGCAGCGAUUCGGGCCGGCUGCAGAUGGACAUUUCGUCGCAGGACGCCGGCUCGGAGUGCACCACGGACGAGAUUAAGCGGUCGAACAACAAUAAUAACAACAACCAUCAUAACAGCCAGUUGGACCACAUUGGGCGGGAAACGCCGGACAGCUUGAACUCGCUCGAGGAGCAGCAGCACCUGCAGCAGGCCCAGAUUCACCUGGGGCAGCAGUUUAGCGCGUUGGCGGAUGGGGCCGAUCCGGCCACGACGCAGCUGUGGCAGGCGUUGGCGCAUAAUACGAAUUUGAUUGUAAAUGGCGCCGGAAAUGAGGCGACCCAGCUUCUCCGGAAGAUGAUCAACGCACGAACACUUGGCCUUCAGUUUUCACCGUCCAUUCAGCUAACGCCCGGAGUGUCGCUCAUGAAGGCCGAAGCGAACCGCACGAUCAACCAGGGUCGCCGGAAGCAGUCCUGUCCGAUCCGGACGACGCCCGUGGAGGGCAACUCGCCCAACACCACGAUGGAAGCCUUAAAGUUGACCAACAAGUCCGGCGUCACAACGGUAGUUACCAACAGCAGCGGCGGCGGCAGUCCGAUCAACCUGGACGCCUCCUCGCACCCCAAUCAGCUGAACCGUGCCAACAUCCUGUUCCGAACCAAAACCGUGGUGGACAGCCCGCUGCCGACGACCACCAUCGAGCCAAACAGUGGCGCCGCCAGUCCGCAGCUGCUGAAGAACGUCCCAGCUCCGCAGCAGUCGCAAACCCCGCAGCAGCAGCAAAGUCCCCAGAACCAGAACUCGCAGCAAAACUCCCAGCAGAAGGACAUGUCCUGCACCAACUGCGGCACCACCACGACCACCAUCUGGCGGCGGAACAUCCGCGGCGAGAUGGUGUGCAACGCGUGCGGGCUGUACUUCAAGCUGCACGGCGUCAACCGACCGCACACGAUGCGACGGGACACGAUCCACACGCGGCGGCGACGCCCCAAGGGCGACAAGUCCACCCGGAGGAAAUCCAUCAAACAGGACGGUGCGACGGUGGAACCGAUCGACAACGGCGUGGUGGAGGGUGCCGCUGACCUGCAGGCCCUGCAGAACCACAACCUGCUGAUUGCGCUGCGGGAUGCGGCCCGGGCGACGCCACCCAACUUCCCGAUGCCUCCCGCCUUCCAGCACUACCUGCGGGUAACGCAGCAGAACUUUGACGCCAGCGGCGGUGGCGGCGUCGGCCAGGACAUGGACGCCGGCGAGGACAGCGGUCCGGAGAACGACAUCGACUCGUGCAACCUGCCGCUGAAUCUGGUGGCGACCCAGCUGGGCAGCGACUCGUCGCAGCACUGACUGCGACGGAAGACCGGCCAGGCCAGCUAGCUGGGCAGAGCCGCGGUGGCCGGCGCCAGCCGAGGGCGCCGUCGUCGCCGUCGCAAGCGCAAAAAAGCGACCAAGAAACAGAACAAUCAACCGAAUCUCAACUGAAGCUCUAAUAUCUCUACUUCCCCGUAACAGAAACAUACAAAAAUAUGGUUCUCUAAAUAAGCUUUCUCGAGUAGCAGCGCGCACCGUAUUUAGCCCGUCCCGGCCUCGAACUUAAAACUAGAGAAGGAGAGAGGGAGUCAACUAUUACCACUUUCUACUAAUCGCAGCUACAAACCUAUAAUCUACUCAACAGAACAAGCAGCAUGCGUGAACAAAAGCAACAGCUUAAGAAAAAACAAAACCUACACCGUAAGACUAACCAGUAGAGGAGAGAAAACAAAAAUUUCUUUAGAAAUCAACAAACUCAAAUACUCAUCGCGCGAGCAAAAAUCGGCCAAAAUGCGCCGAAAAUACUCUUUAAAAAAUAAUUUGAUUUCAAAUCAAUUCGUAGCGUUGCAGAAACAAAAAAAAUAGUAAGCACACACGGCAAAUAUUGAUAAGCAAUAAUUCGCGAACCAAUCAGAGAGCAAGUCGCGUGAGAGAGUAC